AGGUGAGCUUCCCCCAAGAAAGUCCAGAAUUUUCUGAAUUUAAUCAAGCAAAAUAGACGCCUAAUUAUUUCUGAUGUAAAUCUCAAUUGAGGUGUGUAAUGACUGGAAAUGGUGGACACGACUGCACGGAUCCAGUUGCUGAUUAUUCCUUUUCUCUUCCAUGUGAAAUUACAUAUGUGCCAAUUCCUAAAAAAACAGUUCAUGAUCCAACUGAAUCUUCAAGGCAGGGAAGCCCCGGGGGAGCCUAAUACCAUAGUUGUCCUGGACCCCUUUUGUCGCACCAAUAUACUAUUUAUGGUAAGUGUUUACGGUGGUGCAUUCCUAGCUGGCGAGUGAAGGUUGGAUUAAUGGAUAGUUGACGGUUUUGGCUGUACAAGUGUAGUUUCGCACUGGCAGCUCGUACCUCUAGGCUAGUGUGGAGAUUGGGCUUAUUUAAGUUACAAUUGGCAAACUUGAUAAGGGCAGCCACUAAUAAACAAGAGUUAAAUCCUGAAUCUGCAAGAUUUGUGAGGAAAGAAGCUGGAAAAGACACCAGAAUUAGGUAAAGUCAUGGUAAAAACUUCAAAAAAACCUGCACCCCAUAUGACAAUAUUUACAAUUAUAAUAAUAAUAAUCGAAUGAUAAGUUAUCCAGAGAGCAAUUUAAUCUGAAUAGACUUAUCAAUUCAGUAACACAUUAUGGCUACAGCCUACAUCCCAGAGUCUGACGAAUUAUGGAAGGAAUGCGCCGAAUGGUUAACAAGAUGGGAAAUGAUCAGACCAGAUCACGAAGCCCAUUGGUCAGAGAGCACCAUAGCAGAUUUUGCCGACAUCCUUCGUGAUGGAGUGCUUUUAUGCAAACUAUUAAAUAAAAUUGAUCCCGGCUGCAUUGAUUUGAAAGAUGUUAGCUUGAAGCCAACUAUGACACAAGUUUUUUGUCUGAGGAAUAUCAAUUUGUUCCUUAAAACGUGCCAAUCAAGCUUUGGAAUGUUUGAUUUGUUCAAAGGCGCUAUGUUGCUUGAUCCAAGUAACAUUCAUGAGGUGCUGUGUACAUUGUCCAAACUUUCUAGAACCGAAAAAGCUUUGAAAACUGGAAUACCAGGAUUCUCCAUUCCAAAAGUGAAAAUCCGCGAAGAAGCGUACAUAUUUCAAAGCUUAACAGAAAUUAUUGGCAGUCAACCGCCCUCAUAUAGAGACAGCGGACAAUCAAUCAUUAGCAUCGACAGUGCCGUCACGAAUGAAGAAAUUUAUCAGGAUUUAAUUUUAGUUCGCUGUGCCAUUGAGCAAACUCAACCGCAAGAGAGAAGAGACUUUGUAAUUAGGGAACUACUGGAUACAGAAAAAAACUACGUAGACCUCCUCAAUAAACUUAAAAUGUAUUUUAUGGUGCCUUUGCAAAAUCAAAUGAGGCCUGAAGAUCAUGCUACCGUUUUUCACAAAAUAAAGGAAUUAUACGAGAUCCAUUCAGCGUUUCUUGUUGAACUUACUAAAAUCCGAACUAACAAAAACAUUAUGUUUGUGUUAGGUCGGCUGAGUCAAAUAUUUCAAAAGUUCAAAGAGAGGUUCCUUAUUUAUGGUAGUUACUGUGCCAACUUGACCAGAGCCACAAAUCUUUUACAGGAUUUGUGCAAUCAAGAUUAUGGGUUUAACGAAACCGUUAUUAAACAUGAAAAAGAAGUAAAUAAUCGUAGAUUUAAGCUACGAGACGUACUGUUUGUGCCAAUGCAACGGAUAUUGAAAUAUCAUUUGCUGUUAGAUAAUUUAACGACUGAUGAACAUAAUGAAGAGUAUGUAGAAAUGGACAGAGCCCACGAAGCAAUGAAGGACGUUGCUAGUUACAUCGACGAGGUUGUUAAACAUUCGAAUGUUAUCAAUUAUCUUCAAGAUCAUAUUGUGGAUUGGAAACACGAACCAGAAAUGAAUAUAUCAAGCUAUGGCAAACUGAUAAAAGACGCGGAGCUGAAAAUGAAGGCCCACGAUGAUCAGAAGACCAGAAACAGAUACAUGUUCAUUUUUGAUAAGGCCAUUUUAAUUUGCAAAGCUCAAAACAACCAAUUCGCCUUUAGGGACAUUCUAAACAUAAUGGAGUAUCACGUUGAAGAAAUCCACAAUGCUGCCGUCCUAAAUAACCAGGGCGACUCGAAUUACAAAUUUCGACUAGUCAAAAAUGGCAAACAGAUAACUAUAUGGGCUCACACACUCGAGUUGAAAGAGCAGAUCGUUUGGGCUAUUAAUGAAGCACAUGACAAUAUUCGACCAAAAAGUUUAGCACACACAGACCACAUUCUAGAACUGACCACAUUCGCUAAUCCAAUUCAGUGUAUGUAUUGUUGCAAGUACCUCAAAGGACUAAUUUUCCAGGGAUAUUUGUGUCAAAUAUGCAACUGCGCUGUUCAUAAAGAAUGUAUUCAGAUUAGUGGAGGAUGCGGGGUGUCACCUUUGAGGUUGCAAGCGAGCAUACCGAAUGGUACAAGCGAUAGAGACCCGCUGAGAAACCAGCUCUGGUAUGUGGGUGAAAUUGACCGGUCGACAGCCAGCGAAAAACUCAUUAGGAGAGAGAACGGGACGUUUCUGAUUAGACGGAACAGGGACUCUACACAUUCGCAUACGAUUAGCUUGAAAUGGAGUGGCAGAGUCAAACACAUGAGAAUAAAAUUGAAAAUUGAUGGUGACAUUAGGAAGUACUAUUUGUCAGAGUUCAAAUUUUUCAGUAGUAUAGAAGAAAUGAUUUUGAGAUAUGAAAACUAUAGUUUAGAGGAAAACUUCGACAGUAUGGCGGACGAUGUAAAACUACUAUAUCCAUUUCACCAGUUAAGGGCUGUGGCUUUGAGAAAUUACGAUGCUAUUGAUAGGAGUCAAUUGUCCUUCAAAGAAAAGGAAAUCAUUAUUGUGAUAGGCAAAGACGGUUAUAAGGAAGGUUGGUGGAAAGGCCAAACAGAGGAUGAUCAAAUUGGAUAUUUCCGAGUCAGCUUCAUCAAGCUAGAAGGUGAAGUCCAAUUUGAUUAGAUUAUAAAAAUCUGCAAGAUAAGUCAAACAAAUCAUGAACAAAAUGAGAAUAAUAAUAUUUAUUUUUCCUGAAACUGGGAGAUUAUUCCAGAAGGCUGAACUAGAAAUGAAAUGUUAAGCACAGCAUAACUGUAUCAGUAUUUUUAUCAAUAUAAUGUUAAUCAAUAAUAAAUGAUUCAGAAAAUAAGAUAGCCAUGGUUGAAACAAACAUGAAAUAUCCCAAUUAAACUUAUAGGCACAACAAUAUUGAAAAAAAU
This is a messenger RNA of Ceutorhynchus assimilis (cabbage seed weevil), 3241 nucleotides long. NCBI's taxonomy places the organism in Eukaryota, Metazoa, Arthropoda, Insecta, Coleoptera, Curculionidae. The record is from the annotation of a GenBank genome assembly.